Xenopus tropicalis (tropical clawed frog) is the source of this 4131-nucleotide messenger RNA. RefSeq names its product polymerase (RNA) III (DNA directed) polypeptide E (80kD) (gene polr3e). The coding region runs from base 209 to 2314 and encodes 701 amino acids. Gene Ontology annotation, biological process: DNA-templated transcription. Lineage: Eukaryota; Metazoa; Chordata; Amphibia; Anura; Pipidae. The record is from RefSeq and is a predicted model, not a curated record. Gene Ontology annotation, cellular component: nucleus. The transcript has 21 exons.
CACGACGCUUACGUCUGGUUGUGACUCCAAAUCUCGCGAGAUGAGACUUGCGGCGCUUGGCUGGUAGGGGAGACACCAUGCAGGCACGCUAGCUGCUAGCCUCCCGUCUGAAGUGCGCUGCUCACUGACAGCAGGGUGCCGAUACUCCAAUCCUGUAGGUCAGCCGCUGUGAAGGAAAACAUAGAUUGUUGGUGUAUUCAGCGAUAGUAUGGAAAAUGAAGAUGACGAUCCAAUUAUACAAGAGAUUGAUGUGUUUUUGGCUAAAAGCUUGUCAGAAAAGCUCUAUUUAUUCCAGUACCCUAUACGCCCUGCAUCGAUGACAUAUGAUGACGUCACACAUUUAUCAACGAGGAUUAAACCAAAGCAACAGAAGAUGGAAAUGGAAAUUGCCAUUAAUACAGUGAGUCCAAAUUACUGUCGCAGCAAAGGAGAGCAGAUUGCUCUAAAUGUCGAUGGUACAUCUAAUGAUGACACAAGCACCUACUCAACGAAACUAAUGGAUAAGCAGAUAUUCUCCUCUAUACAAGCUGCAAGCAACACCACUCGCUAUGCAGCAGCUUUAUAUCGGAAAGGUGAAAUUCAUUUGACUCCUCUUCAUGGAAUUCUGCAAAUGCGUCCCAGCUUCACUUACUUGGACAAAGCUGACACUAAAUUUAAAGAGAGAGAAGCUGCCAACGAAGGUGGAGAUUCCUCGCAGGAUGAAGUUGAGGAUGACAUAAAACAAGUGACCGUGCGUUUCUCCCGGCCAGAAUCUGAAAAAGCCAAGCAGCGCAGAGCCCAAUCCUAUGAAUUCCUGCAAAAGAAGCAGGCUGAGGAAACCUGGGUCCAUCUUCACUAUUCGGGUGUAAAGGACAGUCGCUCAGAACACGAGCGUCAGUAUUUGCUUUGCCAGAAUACCAGCGUGGCAGACAAUAUGGAACUCACUAAAUCCCCAAGGGAUUAUCUGUCAAUGCUGAUGCCUCCAGAUGUUGAAGAGGAAAAGGAGAAGCCUGUAGCACCAAGCAAUGUGCUCUCUAUGGCCCAACUAAGAACUUUACCAUUGGGUGACCAGAUAAAAAUACUAAUGAAAAAUGUUAAGGUUAUGCCCUUUGCAAACCUCAUGGGGCUGAUGGCUGCUGGUACAGAAUCCAUUAAUGUUCUGCGAUGUAUACAGCAAGUGGCCAUGUUGGUUCAGGGAAACUGGGUGGUAAAGAGUGAUGUGGUUUAUCCAAAGGAGUCCUCUAGUCCUCACAGUGGAGUGUCAGCAGAUGUGCUUUGUCGUGGGAGAGACUUUGUUAUGUGGAGAUUCACAAAGUCUCGCUGGGUCGUGAGGAAAGAAAUUGCAGCGGUGACAAAACUUUGCCAGGAAGAUGUGAAAGAAUUCUUGGAUCAUAUGUCUAUUCCACGGAUCAACAAAGGCUGGGAAUUCAUGUUGCCUUAUGAUGAAGACUUUGUGAAAAAGCAUCCAGAUGUGGUCGAGAGGCAGAACAUGCUGUGGAAAGGAAUUGAAUCUAAAUUAAAAAAGGUAUUUAGCAUUUCAAAUGAAGAUCUGGUAUCCAGGAAACAAGACACGUCCUCAGCGCCAUCUGUAGUGAUACCUGGGGACCAGCUGGUUAACAUUGCAAAAGCAAAGGCCACAGAGAACCAAGCUCAGUUGGAGAGGACCUUGCAGAAGAAGAAAGAGCAAAGCAAGCAAACUUCUUCCACUGUAACGGUUCUGGCAGACGUUCAUAUCAAAGAAGAGCCGGUGAGCGACGAGGAACCCAUGGACACCUCUGCCUGUGACAGUCUGAGCAAUGGAAUGGUCAAUGGUAUUCAUAUGGAUGAGAGUUCUCGUGAGUCGGUUAAUGGUCACACCCCGAGAGGCGACGGAGAUCUUGUAACAAAAGAACUGAAGGAGUUUGUGGCUACAACAUUCAAUAAACAAUAUGUUUUGACCUUGCGAGAACUUAAACGUUUAUUUAAUCUGCAUUUAGCCAGUCUUCCUCCUGGACAUAUUCUGUUUAGUGGCAUCUCGGAUAAAAUGUUGCAAGAAACGGUUUUAAAUACUGGAUGCAAACAGAUUAAGGUGCCUUUUCCUCCACAGAGCACAGCUACACCCGAGGAACAGAAGGUGUUUGCAUUGUGGGAGUGUGGAGACUCUCAUGACCAGCUCCGACAGGAGCUGCUUGAUUUGUUCCUGACGGGACAUCGCUUGCGCAGGAACUUGAUCCAGACGAAGCUGAGCCAGAAGUUUGGAGACGCUCUCAAUAAACAGCAGGUGGACAAGGUGUUGAAGGACUGUUGUGUAUGUUAUGGAGGAAUGUGGUAUCUUAAAGGAACAGUGCAGUCUUGAUACUACGGAAGAGCUGACAACUUAUCAGAAGAGUAGUCUGGGCCCAGUAGCGGCCAGUAACCACUCAGGAUUCUGAGGCCCCAAGCACAUACACCAUCACACCGCACUGGUUCAUGGGCACAGAACGCACAUAUGCCUGCAUGGCCUGGAGAAAGCAAAUCCAAACAAAGAUGGUGACUGAUCACUUGGGAUUGUGAACAUAUUUUCCUUUUAAACAUACAUAUAUUUUUUUCUUUUUUUGAAAACCCCAGUAAUAAACUGAAAUAUGAAGUGAAUUAAGUACAAGAGAAAAUGAGAAAUACAGGUGCCAGUGUAGUAGAUAAACUCCUAGGCUUUCCUGUAUGGAUUAUACGUGUUAAGGACAGGCAGCCUAGUGGGAAGCUCAGAAGCAAUUUAAAAAAAAAAAAAAAAGGGUAGUUAACCUUUAAGUUAACUUUCAGUAUGCUACUGAAUGGCCAAUUCUUGGCAAUGUUUCAAUUGGUCUUCAUUUUUUUUUUUUUUUCUAUAGUUCUUGAAUUAUUUGCUUUACUCUUCUGACUCUUUAUAGUUCACAAAUGGGGGUCAGUGACGCCAGCAGCCAAAAAUCCAUUGCUCUGUAAAUCUACAAUUUUAUUGUUAUUGUUACUAUUUAUUAUCGUUUUAUUUAGUUCCAGCCUCAUUCAAACCACUGCCUGGUAAAAAUUGAGUGAGUAAACAAAAAGCUAAAUAAUUAAAAAAAUGAAGUCCAAUUGAAGAUUCGUAGAAUAGCUCUCUCCAUAUCAUGCUAAAAAUGAAUUUAACGGAGAACAAGCCCUUUAAAAACUGUCUUCCAUAGUGUGUGUGUAUUUUGGAUAUCUCACACACAUUUGUAAACUCUGCCCUUGCACUACAGUGAGGGCUCACAAGCACCAUGAGGGUAAGUUCUAUUUAGCUAGAGAAUAUACACUGGUGUUGCCUGUGCCACUUCUGAUUGGCCAGUUUAUUCCUAAUAUACCUGUAACGCAUCAUCUUUCCGGCCAUUUAAGCAAGUUAUGACAAAGAAUUGCAAUAAAUGGCACCAUGUGGUUUCUAAUGAGUAUUUUGCUUUUGUUGAAUUGUACCGUUCCUUUAUCUUACAUGAAAUGGCAAUAUUUGUCAUGGUGGCACAGGGUUACAUUAGUGCUGUGAGGCAUAAAACGCUUUUGUUUAUUUCUCUUUAAUAGCUGCGCCUGGGAGAGAGAGGGCACUGCUGUUUUAUUUCAUGUUGCUGGCACCACUUCCCUCACAUAUAGUGAAUCUGAAAGACACGGACACCAUGAGAAAAGCAGAGCAAAGUGCCAUGUGGUUAUUUUAGUUCAUGAAACCUUAAAAGAUCUGGGGUGGCCAUCUUGGGGCCCUAUUACAGAGAAUACGGUCUUUCGGCUGUUACACACCUACAGCUCUACAAGUCUGGCCGACCUAAAGUAUUGAUGUCUCCCCUUCCCAGAAUCCAUUAUUCCCACUGCUAUAGAGGCUGCCAAGAGGUCCAUUUGUGGUCUGUUAAUGACCUUUCUCUUCCUCACAUGGGCUGCUCUGCAGGUGUGUCUGUAUACGGAGGUGGGGCAGAUGUACCCCCAUAAAGACAGCUGGCCACAAAUCUGCUGCCUUUAACAGUUUGCUCUAAAUCUCAGAGCUCUUUCUGUGUUGAAGUUUACACUUACAAGAUCCCACUAUAGGAGUAGCUAGUGGUGGGGAAAGACUAGGACUGGUUGCUUUACUUGCUGAUUUGCAAGUGUUUUAUAAUUAAUAUAAUGAAUUAAGGGACCUGUAUAAUAUUAUUUACUAUUUGGUUCAAAUGUCAUUAAAACAAUUUGCUUGAA